Molecule: messenger RNA, 6275 nt
Organism: Lepidothrix coronata (blue-crowned manakin)
Lineage: Eukaryota; Metazoa; Chordata; Aves; Passeriformes; Pipridae
Gene: SH3PXD2B
Product: SH3 and PX domains 2B
Exons: 14
Coding region: 1-3168 (1055 amino acids)
Biological process (GO): superoxide anion generation
Molecular function (GO): phosphatidylinositol binding; superoxide-generating NADPH oxidase activator activity; protein binding
Source: RefSeq, a predicted model, not a curated record
AUGCCCAGGCGGAGCAUCGCGGAGGUGAAGGUGCUGGACGUGCAGAAGCGGCGCAUCCCCAACAAGCACUAUGUGAGUGGCGCGGCUCCGGGCGCCCGCUCCGCCGAGCCCGGCCCUGGGCAAACAAAGGCCGGGCGCUGCCGGCCCGCGGGCGGCCCCGCUCCCGCACGGAGCUCCGGGAAAGGGAGGAAGGAGGAGGAGGAGGAGGAGGAGGAGGAGGGCGGCAGCGCUGCCGGGUCUGCCGCUCCCACCCCGGCGUCUCCCGUGCGGGUCAGUCGGUGCCCCCCUGCCAGCGUGGGGAUGUGCCGCCUCUUCCCCCCAGACCCCGCUCCCGGGGCAGCGCCGGUGCCGACCCUGCGCGGGACCCGCCGGGGGACUCCCGGGGGCUUCGGGCGGGGGUCGCUGGAGGCGCUCCCGGGGCACCGCGCACCGAGGAGGCGGCCCCGGGCACCGCCGCCGAGCGCCUCCGCUUCGGUGUACAUCAUCAAGGUCACCUGGUCCAAUGGAUCCACAGAGGUCAUAUACCGACGGUACAGCAAGUUCUUCGACCUGCAGAUGCAAAUGCUGGACAAAUUUCCGAUGGAAGGAGGGCAGAAGGACCCCAAGCAAAGGAUCAUCCCCUUUCUGCCAGGGAAGAUCCUCUUCCGCCGGAGUCACAUCCGUGAUGUUGCAGUCAAGCGCCUGAUACCUAUUGAUGAAUAUUGCAAGGCUCUGAUCCAGCUGCCUCCCUACAUCUCCCAGUGUGAGGAGGUUCUCCAAUUCUUUGAGACGCGACCUGAUGACUUGACACCCCCCAAAGAGGAGCCCAUUGGAAAGAAGAGGUCUGGAGCUGACUCUGCCUCGGUCGACCCCUUGGUGCUGGAGCAGUAUGUCGUGGUGGCGGACUACCAGAAGCAGGAGAGCUCCGAGAUCAGCUUGUGCGUGGGCCAGUUGGUGGAUAUCAUUGAGAAGAACGAAUCAGGGUGGUGGUUUGUGAGCACAUUGGAAGAGCAGGGCUGGGUGCCGGCGACCUGCCUGGAGGCUCAGGAUGGAGUCCAGGAUGAGUUCUCAAUGCAGCCUGAUGGAGUCCCAUGGAGAUACUGGUCUCUGCCCAGGCACGUUGGCCGCCGUCGGACUCUUGGGGACUUGUACACCAGUGGAUGGGGUCAAGAGGAGAAGUACACUGUCAUUUACCCCUACACUGCAAGGGACCAGGAUGAAAUGAACCUGGACAAGGGAGCUGUGGUCGUGGUGAUCCAGAAGAACCUGGAGGGUUGGUGGAAAAUCAGGUACCAGGGCCAGGAAGGCUGGGCCCCUGCCUCCUAUCUCAAAAAGGGGAAUGGAGACAUGUUCUCACAGAAGCUGGGGCCGGGCUCCUCUGCUCAUUCCUGUGCCUUGGAUCUGGAUGGCAUCUCCCGGCAGCAGGUGGUGGCGAGCCGAGAGAAGGAUGGGCUCACUGGGCAGAGGGAUGGGAGGUUCGACAGCCGCCCCCUGCCCAACGCCGACAUCCGACGCAAGUCACCAAAGAUGAGGCAGAGGCCACCUCCUCGCCGAGACCUCACCAUACCACGUGGUUUGAACCUGCCUAAACCUCCUGUCCCUCCUCAAGUGGAAGAGGAAUAUUACACCAUCGCUGAUUUCCAGACUACCAUUCCUGAUGGCAUCAGCUUCCAGGCAGGAAUGAAAGUAGAGGUUAUUGAGAAGAAUCUGAGCGGCUGGUGGUACAUCCAGAUCGAGGAGAAGGAAGGCUGGGCCCCUGCCACCUUCAUUGAUAAGUACAAGAAAACCAGCAAUGCAUCCCGGCCGAAUUUCCUGGCUCCACUCCCCAAUGAGAUGGCCCAGCUCCGGCUCGGUGACGCCACGGCCGAUGGCAACAGCAGUGAGGAGGCGACAGGGCCGUGCCGUCCUCUGCCAGAGGCUCCUCCUAACGGUACGGACUGCAGUGGGAGGUGGGCCAAAGACUGGAAGGGGCGGGAAGGUCCCGAAAGUGGGGACCUUUCCUUUGCCGGGGGCUAUGAGGAGAUCUCGGACCGUGACACAGAGGAGAAGCCCAGCCUGCCGCCCAGGAAGGAGUCCAUCAUUAAAUCAGAAGGCGAGUUACUUGAGAGGCAGAGACCUCCCCCCAAGCCCCCAGGCAUGAUUUUGCCCAUGAUCCCACCCAAGCAGUCGGCAGCCCCAAAGGACAGCAAGAAGCCAGAGCUCAAACCAGAGAAGGGCAAACUUUUCCAGCUGAAAAACGAAAUGGGACUGGAAUGUGGACAUAAGGUGUCAGCCAAGGAGGUGAAGAAGCCAAACCUCCGGCCCAUUGUCAAGCCAACCAAGCCAAAAGCUGAGCCUGUGGAGGACAAACCUGAGCCCAUCACCCAGAAUCCGUUCUUGAAGUCUAGACCUCAGAUCAAGCCAAAGCCUGCUGCAUCCCCCCGGACAGACCCACCUCCAGCUGAUGAUAAACUGGACAUUUGCAGCCUGCGGAGCAAGCUUAGACCUGCCAAGUGCCCAGAGAAGCCCUCCGAGCAGGACACUGCUGCCAGUGAAAUCUCCUUCAGUAGUGCUGUGGUCUCUUCGGAGGCUCCUGGAAGGUUUCCAGAGCGACCAAGCAUGGAGAACAAGCCCCUGCCCAAGCUGGACAGCUAUACCACAAAAGAGGCACUGCCCAAAUCUCCCCUGGGCCCAGCAAACACCCCAUGUGCCAGGGACGCCCCACCACAGCGCCCCGUUGUGCCACCUCGCAGACCACCCCCACCCAAGAAAAUAGGGGGUCCUGCCCCUGGCCCCGCAGUGGAGCUGAGGGCCCCAGCACGGGAAGCGCCUGAAAUCAGGUCAUCUGCAGUGCCAGGGAGGCCCAUGCUGGUUCCUCCGAAAGCCAAGCCCUUCCUCUCUGCCUCCAUCCAAGAUGAAGCCAAAGCAAAAAGCAGCAUAAGCCCAAAGGUCAUUUCCAAACCAGUGGAGAGAGGGGACCCUAGGGAGAGGACCUCAGCCCCUGUCUCCAGCCUGGACAUUACCAGGGAAGCUCUCUAUGUGGCAGUGGCGGAUUUUGAAGGCGACGAGGAGACCAACAGCUUUAAAGAAGGGACUUUGUUUGAAGUUCGUGAGAAGAACAGCAGUGGCUGGUGGUUUUGCAAGGUCCUGACAGGGGGGCCGUGCUGGGAGGGCUGGAUCCCUUCCAAUUACCUGCGGAAGAAGCCGUAGCCACUCCUCUGCUUGCACGGCUGGAGGUUCCCUGGUCUCUCACCUGAGUAUUUAAUUAGCAGAUUAAUUUAUAGUUUUCUGUGAGGCUGGCUUUAAAAGGAAAGAUAAUAAUUGAGAUCCCACGCAUCCCAGCUGGUGGUGCCUGUUGGCGGCAGCAUGGAGGAAGCAGCUUGGCCUCCCCUCCCCACCCAUUUGCUCCCACCCACCCUCCUCCCCACAUUCUCCCAAGGACUUGGCUCCUGUGCCAUCCUGGCAGCCCAGACAUGCAGCUGGAGCUGUCUUGGCCAAGCUUCAUGGUGUAUGAUGGCUCCCGUGGUUCUCUGUGCUCAGGAGAUGGACUUUGAUAAACAUUUUGCCACCUGUACCAUGAAUGGUACCAACAAAGAUUUAUGGGUGGAAUGGUACCAACAAAGGAAAUCUGGCUGCACAAAAGAAUUUGCCUUUCCCUGAAGCUCAGGGUCACAGUUAAAUGUUGUAGGUCACCUUGCUUAGUCCAGGUGUGUGCCAGAGCCAUUGGGAAUGUGGCCAAAAGGAGGAAUGAUUGCUGAGAACAGGGUCCCUAUAGCUCUGUCUGCACGUGCAGGCACAGGCAUUGCCCAGUUAAGGGCUGUGCCUUGCUCCACCCACAAAUGCCACAGGACCCUCCCUGCUCUGUGACAACAAGUGUUAACUUAAACAUCCUCCUGAUGGAAAAAAAUGGAGAGAACUACACACACACUCGUCCAACAGGUCCUCUCUGUGCUGAUCCAGGACACCAUGCAGGCUUCUCCCCUGCAGUACCACAACCAAACGUCAGAGGGGUUUUGCUGAAGAAUACUAUGCAAGGCACAGAGGACCAAAAUGACCCCAAAAGCCCUGGAAAAGGGAUGCUUUGCUUUCCUUCCCACACCGACUGCCCAGCUUGUUGGACUAAUAGGGGACCACCCCUUCUCACGACCCACUGAGCUUCCCCGGGCUGGCGGGCAGCAGCCAGGAGGUGGGUCCUUCCAUAGGUGCUGAUAUUAUCAAGUGCAAUCCAGAAUGUGGGAGUUCAGCUCCUCAUCACAACCAGUUGUGAGGUGUGUCUGGUGCUCAGGGGCUGCUUACCUUGUUUGUCACCCCACCUGCCUGUCUUCCAGGUCCUUUCAUUUCACGCUGUGUGACAGGUUGCUUGGGGAGCUUCAGGUCAAGCAGAGCCUGGGAUUUUUCAGCGCUGACAUCCUUGCCUGCCAAGCCUAAUCUUGCCCACAGUGUUGCUUAUCCCAGCAGGAGGAUGAGCAUGGAUGAGCUGUCUUUCCCCAGUGCCAAUUUCUUUCCCUCUGUCCUUGUCUAACUUGCAGGUUCAGGGCCGCAUUUCUCUCCAGAAGAGCUUUAAACCUGGCUCUUGGUGGGUUUCAUAGAAUCACAGAAUAGUUCGGGUUGGAAGAGACAUCUGGAGGUUAUCCAGUCCCACCCCCCCAGCCAAGGCAGGGUUAGGUUUUGUGUUGACCAAGCCCUGUUGCCCUCUCUGGUCUAAUUGCAAGUGUGAGCACUGCAGCCACAUUAUUUUGCUGCUGAAAAUAAUUACAGUUUUCCCUCUAAUUUGAGGCUGGCAGAAUUGAAGCAGUGUUCUCCACUCCCCAAAAUGCUUGCUUCCUUCUCUGUCCCAUAUUUUCUAGCCUGAAAAUGUAGAGUUGAAGAUCCCUCUGUCUGCAUAUAGAAUGAAAAUGGUGGUGCCUGUGGCCAGGUUUGUUCUGGGACAGUGAUGGAGCAGUUUGUCCCAGCGCUGGUUUGAUCUAAUAGAGAAGUCCUGACCAUCCCAGUACGGCCUAAAAUCCAGAAGCCCCAAGAUUCAAUUUUAGCCAUGGGAAUUCAUGCACCCCAUUCUCCCCUUGAUUGCUCUUGCUCUCACCUGCAGUUUUUUCAUCAGCCUCUGAUCAGAGUGACUCACCUGAGCUGGCAAUAAGUGAUCCAUUUGCAACCCAAUCUAGUAACAAAGCUCCUUGUGUGGCACAUUUCGAGUUGUUGAUGUGCUCCCAGGAGAGUUGCAGGGUGGGUUGGGGGAGCAACACUGCCUUCACUCUGCACAUCAGUUGCUCCAGUAAAGCCCUUCUGCUUUGGAAAGGAGUGGGGACAGGAUGAGUUAAGCCAGAGCUACUUGUCAGCCAAAUCCAGCCCUCUCCGUAUCUGAGGAAGGGGCUGGACCUGUAUCCCCCUGUCCGCUCUGGUAGUUUCAUGCAGGGGUGAAGGGGCUGUGUGUCCUUUUCUCAGGCAUUGUGUCCUUGCUCUGUCUUUGCUGAACAGCCUUUUAAUCUCAGAAUUGCCUCUUAUUGCUCUCUCUGAGACCUCACUGCCCUGGCUUUCCUCAGAGAGGACUGUGUUGUUUGUGUGACCUCCGCACUAAAUGAGGGCUAUUCCCACUUCCCUCCCAGACUGAACCUCAGAACUGGUAGUGCUUCAUUUUGCUAACACAAGUACUGUAUUUGGCUCAUUGAGCACGUGACAGGAUCGCUCCCUUGUUCCCAAAGAGCUUCCAAGAGGGCAGGGAUUACUCAGUAUGUGCUGACACCUGCAGCCUUACCCCUUCCUACCACUCUUCUGUCUUCAAAGGGACUGCAGGCUGGACAACUCCAGUCGGGAAGAUGCCAAGAGCCAUUGGGCUGGCAGGGUUCUGCCCCCCAUCUGAUACCUGUCCCCCAGUUCAGCCAUGUGUGCCCCAAGCCAGGCUGUGCCUCUCUGUACUUUGCACGUCACAUGCGGCCGAGCUCCCCGACUACCUCGUGAGGAGGAGGAGGGCAACCACGAGUACCCCGAGCUUGGCCACGGGGUGCAUUACCCCAUCAGGCAAUGCCCAACCACCCAGUGCAGUGUCAGGGUUUGUGACAAGGAGGGGCAUUGCCAUGGCUUGGGGCCCACGAGCCAGGUGUUGGGGACACGCCAGGGUUUGGCACAUCCCCAGCAGGCUGUUGGCCCUGCUGUGCCCUGCUCCUCACAGGCUCCCUAAACCUCCAAAACCCAUUUGUUUGUCCGUGUCUUGCUAUAUUAUGUAAGUGCAUAUAAAUCUACAUUACUGUGGGUGGGUGGGGGGCAGCAGAAGGUAGAUGUAGCUGUGUACAUGCCUAUCUAUACUUUCACCUUUAUGGGAUGGA